GAAAAAGAAAACAUCGAACCCGGUCCACAGGGGAUUCCGGCCUGCCGGACACUCUUAAACCGCCAAAGUGGUGCUUCUCUUGAAUAAAUUGCGCCUCGCGCGAGUUUUGUUUCUCUCUCUAAAUUGUACCGGCCGGCCUCCGUCGCCUCCAACCACCCACCCAGCCAUUUUUACAGAAUGCGAACCAGAAGCCAAGCCAAGCGCCCCCGAUCAGUUGGGAAAAUGGAAGCAAUCGAAGGCCUCCACGUGUCAGACAACAUCGACGAUAAUGAAACCCUUCCAAACAUUUCUCGAGAUGCCGUCGGAAAACUUUUGAAAAGAGUUAAGAAAGGGUUCGAUAAAGAAGAUAUCGGUUACUUGCGUCACUGUGAAUCUGCCGCCAAGAUGGAGGGAGGAUCGACCGACAUUGAGAAAAAUCCCGUGGGGCCCACCGGAGGAAAUGAUACAGCCGACCCUGAAUCUUACAGCAGGGAUGCAACGGAAUAUGCUUUUAGUCCUGCAAAGGAUGAUGAUGUAGAUGAUGAUGAUUGUGAGUGGGAAAACGGGUCUAUUCCUACAUUAUCUUCCAUGAAAGAUUUCCAAGAAGAUUCGGUCGACGGAGUUUCUGUUGAGUUUGAUGUUUCUAACUGCUUGACGAAGCGGAAGCCUGCUAAAAGAGCUACUGCAGAAGAGAAGGAUGUUGCUGAGUUUGUGCACAAGGCUCAUUUGCUUUGUCUACUGGGAAGGGGAAGGUUGGUGGAUUCCGCUUGUGAUGAUCCUCUCAUUCAGGCUUCUCUACUUUCUCUCCUUCCAACAUCCUUGCUGAAGAUAGCCGAUUCGCCCACACUCACUGCUAGUAAUUUAUCCCCUCUUGUCAGUUGGUUCCACAACAAUUUCCAUGUACGAAGUCCGAUUGCCGCCGAGACGCCAUGUCAUUUAGCACUGGCGUCUACGUUGGAAACUCGAGAGGGGUCGCCAGAAGCGGUUGCAGCAUUAUCUGUGGCACUAUUCAGGGCUUUGAACCUGACAACUCGGUUUGUUUCCAUUUUGGAUGUGGCCUCUUUGAAGCCCGACGCUGACAAAUCAGAGUCCGUCACGGAAGUCGGAAGCAAGAGACUGAAAGACGUAUUCGGCUCAUCGACACUGAUGGUUGCCGGGCCCAGCUGUUCUUCCGAACGCACUGAGAAAUCAUCACCAGAUAAAUCAAGAAAGCGCUUGUUCGAAUCCCGAGAUUCUCUUACCACUGACGAACCAAAACUUGAAAUGUCUGAAACCCCAACCGAAACUUCCGAACCGUUACCCGUGAAAUCCGAGGAAUUGAAGAGGAAAGGAGAUGUUGAAUUUCAGAUGCAGUUGGAAAUGGCAAUGUCGGCCACAGCGAUCGAAAGUUGUAAAAUCAGUACGGCGUCAGAAUCACCGAGCACUUCCUCGAAUCUCACUCCACUUUCUAAAAGACUGAAGAAAUCGAAUGGGAUAUCUACGGCUAUUGGAUCGAAGAAAGUUGGAGCCCCACUUUAUUGGGCGGAGGUUUUCUGUAGUGGAGAGAAUUUGACGGGAAAAUGGGUGCAUGUCGAUGCUGUCAAUGCGAUUGUAGACGGAGAGCAUAAAGUAGAAGCUGCAGCUGCUGCAUGCAAAAAAUCUUUGAGAUAUGUAGUUGCUUUUGCUGGAAAUGGGGCUAAGGACGUGACACGAAGAUAUUGCACAAAAUGGUACAAGGUAGCAUCGUCACGAAUCAAUUCGAUCUGGUGGGAUGCAGUUCUUGCACCACUGAAGGAGUUGGAGUCGGGAGCAAAUGGUGCCAGGAGCUCCCUAGAAGAUAUAGAACUACAAACUCGAGCACUUACUGAACCACUUCCCACCAAUCAACAAGCAUAUAGAAAUCAUCACUUGUAUGUGAUUGAAAGAUGGGUUAAGAAGUAUCAAAUUCUGUAUCCCAAAGGGCCCGUCUUGGGAUUUUGUUCCGGGCAUGCCGUGUAUCCUCGUACUUGUGUCCAAACACUUCAUACUAAGCAAGGGUGGUUGCGUGAGGGGUUGCAAGUGAAAGAUGCCGAAGUUCCUGCUAAGGUUCUGAAGCGUUCACAGAAGUGUAGCAAAGAAGAAGAUGCAGAUGAUGAUGACAACGGUGAAGAAGAUCAUCAAGGGAAUACUGUCCUUUAUGGGAAGUGGCAAACGGAACCACUUGUUCUUCCUCGAGCUGUUAACGGGAUUGUGCCUAAGAAUGAACGUGGUCGAGUGGAUGUGUGGUCUGAAAAGUGCCUCCCACCAGGUACAGUCCAUCUGCGGCUGCCAAGGGUAGUCCAUGUUGCAAGAAGGCUGGGUAUCGAUUUUGCUCAUGCUUUUGUUGGAUUUGAAUUCAAAAACGGCCAGUCUUUUCCUGUAUUCGAGGGUAUUGUCGUUUGCACGGAGUUUAAGGAUGCUGUUCUACAGGCAUAUUUAGAAGAAGAAGAGAGACGAGAAAGUGAGGAGAAAAGGAAAAACGAGGCGCAAGCACUAUCGAAGUGGUAUCAGCUUCUUUCUUCCAUCAUUACUCGCCAGAGAUUGAACAAUGCAUAUGGGGACGGAGAAUCAUUUUCGGAAUCCGACAAGUGAACUGUUUUUUGAUGAGGUGUCGGGGCUCGAGUAACGAGACGUCACUGUGGAUUCUCAAUACAGUUUGAUGAAUCAUAGUUUUUUAUUGUGAUGAUAUUUAUUCUUGUAAGGGAAUUCAUUUUGUAUAAAGACAUAAAUUCAUAACUUUUGAUGCGUCAACAGUCAAUACAGUAAGCCUCAAGCCCCCGUUCGACGGGAGUCGAUUUCUAA
Erythranthe guttata (spotted monkey flower) is the source of this 2778-nucleotide messenger RNA. RefSeq names its product DNA repair protein Rad4 family (gene RAD4). Gene Ontology annotation, molecular function: damaged DNA binding; single-stranded DNA binding. Gene Ontology annotation, biological process: nucleotide-excision repair; mismatch repair. Lineage: Eukaryota; Viridiplantae; Streptophyta; Magnoliopsida; Lamiales; Phrymaceae. The record is from RefSeq and is a predicted model, not a curated record. Gene Ontology annotation, cellular component: nucleus; nucleotide-excision repair factor 2 complex; XPC complex.